Loxodonta africana (African savanna elephant) is the source of this 1450-nucleotide messenger RNA. RefSeq names its product PRELI domain containing 3B (gene PRELID3B). Gene Ontology annotation, molecular function: phosphatidic acid transfer activity. NCBI's taxonomy places the organism in Eukaryota, Metazoa, Chordata, Mammalia, Proboscidea, Elephantidae. Gene Ontology annotation, biological process: phospholipid transport. The coding region runs from base 102 to 686 and encodes 194 amino acids. The record is from RefSeq and is a predicted model, not a curated record. The transcript is spliced from 6 exons. Gene Ontology annotation, cellular component: mitochondrial intermembrane space.
CCGCCGGCCGGGGCGGCUGGGGGGUGGGGCGGGGGCAGGUGUUGCCUCUUUGCAUUCUUGUACCCUAGCGCGGCCCGGACAUCGCCCAGGUUGCCGGCACCAUGAAGAUCUGGACGUCUGAGCAUGUCUUUGACCACCCCUGGGAAACGGUCACGACAGCUGCGAUGCAGAAAUACCCCAACCCAAUGAACCCCAGUGUCGUUGGCGUCGAUGUCCUGCACAGACACGUGGAUCCCUCUGGAAAGCUGCACAGCCACCGGCUUCUCAGCACAGAGUGGGGCCUGCCCUCCAUCGUGAAAUCUCUUAUUGGUGCAGCAAGAACCAAAACAUAUGUGCAGGAACACUCUGUGGUUGAUCCUGUAGAGAGGACAAUGGAACUUAAAUCUACUAAUAUUUCGUUUACAAAUAUGGUUUCAGUAGAUGAGAGACUUAUAUACAAACCACACCCUCAGGACCCAGAAAAAACUGUUUUGACCCAAGAAGCCAUAAUCACUGUGAAAGGAGUCAGCCUCAGCAGUUACCUAGAAGGCCUCAUGGCAAGUACCAUAUCUUCAAAUGCUAAUAAAGGCCGAGAAGCCAUGGAAUGGGUCAUCCGUAAAUUAAACGCUGAGAUUGAAGAACUGGCAGCCUCAGCCAGAGGAACCAUGAGGACCCCGAUGGUGGCAGCAGCAUUUGUAGAGAAAUGACAGCAAGAGUGGUGUGCGGCAGCAGGUCCCAGGUCUCCAUGCUGACAGCAUAUUUAUUUGUUAUUUAAGAAAUACAAUUGUAUUUUAGGUAGAUCUUUUUUUGUUUUUAAUAAGCUGGAGAAAGUCUGUGUGACUUCAGAUCCAAACAAAGCGGUGCAGGGCUUCUAAACUAAGAGGGAUCAUCUGAAAAUAGUAUUAUUUGAAAUGACCUUCUGUUUUGAGGGCUCCAAUAUUUAUGUGAAAAUUUAACAGUUUUUGAAAAAGGACUUUGAAAUUGAUCUUGGCAUAUAGAAUCUCCUGAAGGUAGAAUGUGAAAGCUUUCCAUGCAUUGGAACUCUACCUGGCUUUGGACCAACCCCAGAACAAAGCAGAGCCACUUUCGGGUACACAGGCGGCCCUGUUGCACUGGAUUUCAACAUGCUUGUACAAAGAAGCUCACUUUAAAAGGAGAUAGUGUAUACUUUUAAAAAGCCAUAUUAAUUUGUAUAAAAUACCUUGCUCUGCUAUAAACCACCGUUUAAAAAACCACAGUGCUUUGAUUAGGUACUUAAAUGAUAUUUUUGGAGUGAAAAUUAUUAUUAAUGUAUGAUUCCAACAAAAAUAUGAUUUUAUUGUAUUAAAGAGUACUGUAUUGAUUUGCCAAAGUUUUGUAACUUAGUAGAAGUAUUACCUUCCUUGGAUUUGUACUUGGAAAAGUCUCUGUGAUUUAGUAUGCUGUACUGUGGGCUGCCUCUGUUCACUGACAAAUAAAGUCAUUACCUGAA